AUGAAAGUUGUCACAACUUCUAAACAUACAGCAGAUCUCAUCCUCUCCCACGGCUGCUUCAUUGACUACCAUCAUUUCAAGGCAGAAAAACCCUAUCGCAAGCCUCACCCACCCCAUACCUUUCCUAACCCAGCCCCCAUGCUCACGUUUCACAACACCCAGCAGAUAACCGCCGCCAACCAGAACUCUACCGCCCAUCCUAAAACAUCCGAUCAAGCUACUCAAACUUCACCCACUCCUGAAACACAAGAUACAUCUACUCAAACCGCCACUACCAGGAGGAAAAAAGGCACCCAGACACAGCCACCACUUACCAUCGACGCCUUUCAACAGACCAACAACACGCCUCCCAGCCCCAAACCACUUUCUACAUCAUCGACGUCUAACUCACCUCCCCCGAUCUCUACCUACCCGACGAACUUUUCUCAGCCUUCCGCUUUCUCACCAACGACACUGAGAACCCCACGCCUUUACCACUUGCCCGGAACCAGAUACUAUGCAAAUCCACGAUAA
This is a messenger RNA of Limulus polyphemus (Atlantic horseshoe crab), 513 nucleotides long. RefSeq names its product extensin-like. NCBI's taxonomy places the organism in Eukaryota, Metazoa, Arthropoda, Merostomata, Xiphosura, Limulidae. The record is from RefSeq and is a predicted model, not a curated record. The transcript has a single exon. Bases 1 to 513 code for a protein of 170 amino acids.